CCGCGCGGGCCGCCCCGAGCAGCCGGGCGGGCGGGCGGGGCCGUUCCGCGGAGGCGGGGCCCGGGGCCGCCAUGGCGGAGUGGGGCCGAGGUCAGAGUCCAGGUGCCGUGGAGGAUAUGCUGGAUGCGGAGAACAAGCGUAUGGCAGACAGCCUGGCCAGCAAGGUCACCAGGCUGAAGUCGCUGGCUCUGGAUAUUGACAAAGAUGCUGACGAGCAAAACCGUUACCUGGAUGGCAUGGACUCAGAUUUCCUGAGCGUGACUGGCCUGCUCAGCGGCAGCGUGAAGCGGUUCUCCGGCAUGGCGCGCUCCGGGAGGGACAACCGCAGGCUGCUCUGCUCUGUUUCAGCUGGGCUGGUCGUUGUUUUCUUCAUCCUCUACUACCUUGUGUCCAAAGCAGGGACCUGAGCUUGUUGUUCUGCAAGUUCUACAAACAAACAACACGACAAUUGACAGACUUGCUCAACGCCUUCCUCAGCCUGCCCUGUAGUGGAGUCUGAGGAGUUCCACAGACCUUCCAAAUAACUUUUCUUUCCACCAGCUUCUUGUCAUUGUUCUGGCUGGUCUCAGACAGCUCUUUAUAAAAUGCCUGUUUGAUUCUAAACUAAGGUUCAUGCA
This is a messenger RNA of Apus apus (common swift), 617 nucleotides long. RefSeq names its product Bet1 golgi vesicular membrane trafficking protein like (gene BET1L). Gene Ontology annotation, cellular component: SNARE complex; Golgi trans cisterna. The coding region runs from base 72 to 407 and encodes 111 amino acids. Gene Ontology annotation, biological process: regulation of retrograde vesicle-mediated transport, Golgi to ER; retrograde transport, endosome to Golgi. The record is from RefSeq and is a predicted model, not a curated record. NCBI's taxonomy places the organism in Eukaryota, Metazoa, Chordata, Aves, Apodiformes, Apodidae. Gene Ontology annotation, molecular function: SNAP receptor activity. The transcript is spliced from 4 exons.